Cucurbita maxima (winter squash) is the source of this 1282-nucleotide messenger RNA. RefSeq names its product 40S ribosomal protein SA-like. The record is from RefSeq and is a predicted model, not a curated record. NCBI's taxonomy places the organism in Eukaryota, Viridiplantae, Streptophyta, Magnoliopsida, Cucurbitales, Cucurbitaceae. Gene Ontology annotation, molecular function: structural constituent of ribosome. Gene Ontology annotation, cellular component: ribosome; cytosolic small ribosomal subunit; 90S preribosome. The coding region runs from base 150 to 1070 and encodes 306 amino acids. Gene Ontology annotation, biological process: cytoplasmic translation; ribosomal small subunit assembly. The transcript is spliced from 5 exons.
UACUUUGAAACUCUCUGUUCCGGCAGAAAGAAAGAAAGCCCUAUCCCCUCCUGGUCUGUUCACAGGCCCCUUCUUUGAAGGCUCAACCUCCUUAAAUUACUGCUAUUCUGUAAACCCUAACACAACUCUCGAUUCACAGAGAUCCCGCCAUGGCGACUGGAACAGCACCGCGUCAGCUCUCGCAGAAGGAGGCCGACAUCCAGAUGAUGUUGGCCGCCGAGGUUCAUCUAGGCACGAAGAACUGUAACUUCCAAAUGGAGCGUUACGUUUUCAAGCGUCGAAACGAUGGAAUCUACAUUAUUAACCUUGGUAAGACAUGGGAGAAACUUCAGAUGGCUGCCAGAGUUAUUGUGGGUAUUGAGAAUCCACAGAACAUCAUUGUUCAGUCUGCAAGGCCUUAUGGUCAGAGGGCCGUCUUGAAGUUUGCUCAACACACUGGGGCUCAUGCAAUAGCCGGGAGGCAUACCCCUGGAACCUUCACUAACCAGCUUCAGACCUCUUUCAAUGAACCACGUCUUCUGAUACUUACUGAUCCUAGAACUGAUCAUCAGCCCAUCAAGGAAGGUGCCCUUGGAAACAUUCCUACAAUUGCCUUUUGCGAUACUGAUUCACCAAUGCGGUAUGUUGAUAUUGGGAUUCCAGCAAAUAACAAGGGGAAACAUAGCAUUGGAUGUCUUUUCUGGCUUUUGGCAAGGAUGGUUCUGCAGAUGCGUGGAACAAUUCGUGCAGGGCAUAAAUGGGACGUGAUGGUGGAUUUGUUUUUCUACCGAGAACCUGAGGAGGCCAAGGAGAAAGAAGAAGAGGCUGUUGCACCUCCAGAUUAUGGCAUUGCCGAUUAUGGUGCUGCUCCACUUGUUGCCUCAGAUCAAUGGGCUGGACAAAUUUCUGAUGCUCAGUGGGGUGACCCUGAUGUGGUUCCACCACCUGUAGCUGCUGCAGUUGUGCCACCUGUUUCGAGUGUUGAGUGGGCCCAAGAGCCAGUUGCUUUAGCAUCAGACGGAUGGGAUGUUGCAGUACCACCACCAGCACCUCCAACCGAAGGUGCUGCGCCUCCGGCUGCCAGUUGGUAGGGUACUAAGGGAACUAUCGAGAAUUCAUUAAUCGUUUUAUGAGUUUGCUUGUUUAUGUAGGGGUACCACCUUUUUUGGUUGCAAAAUUGGCUUGCCUCUUUUCUGAUAAUCCAGUUUUAGAUUUUGAGAUUGAAAUUUUGACUUCAACUUUGGUAUCUUGGUACAAUUUUUUUGGGAUAUAUGGAAUUUACUCACCUCAAGUUUAGUGGACA